AUGGAUAAUUGUAAAUUUGAGGCCAAGCUUGGGAAUGAGAUGCAUAUUCCAGUAGCCAAGUCAACAGCAGACGUACGCGCAUGUUCUGCUGUUGGCAACGAUUACGAGGACAUUAAGGUGACGUCGUCAAUAACGACUAAUAGAUUCCCGUCGACGGGCGCAAUCGAAGCCAAGAUUAAGUCUCUGGCAUCUUAUUUAAAGUCGGUUUCAGCCGGCAUUCGACGUCGCAGCAUAGCGUUUGACCGUGCGCAGGCGUAUUAUCGGAGGUCAGUGCCGACCCCGGCGGCUAUUCGCAACAAACUGAAUGUGAUUGUGACAAGGCAUAGUAGUGGAGAGCACCAGACAACACUGUCCUGGGACGACAUUGAUGAAGAAAGGUAUAGUGACUUAAACGAAGCGAUGACGGCAACUCCCUUGUCUAGAAAGCGACGAGGAUGUCCUAGCGAGAUUUUCCGUGAAGGUCAAGUUCGUCAAAUUUGCACUCUCUGCGACGUGCCCGAUCAGUUUGUUGACCAGGUUAUAGAGACUAUCAAGUCAUCGUUUGGUACGCCGGGAUUGGAUGUAAUCGCCUUGGAGGAGUUUAUGCCAGGAAACGUCGUGGUAUUCGUAGGCAUGUUGAUCUUUCAAAGCAUUGAUUGUGACGAAGAUUUCGUAGACCUUAGCGUUAUGCCGAGCUUUUUAAGGCAUAUUCAGGAGCGUUACGAUGGCAACAUCCCGUUUCAUAAUGCCACCCAUGCUGCAGACGUGAUGCACACACUCUUUAUGAUGCUGUGGAACACGAGUCUGGGUGACAAGAUCUCUCAGCACAAUCAGAUUGGAGCGCUGCUGGCGGCAGUGAUGCAUGACGUAGAGCACGUUGGUUUGACCAACGAUUUUUUGAUAAAAACCUGUCACCCUAUUGCGCAGGAGUACCCUACCAAGGCUCCAAUGGAGUCUAAACACAUGGAUCUUGCGUUGCAGGCGGUGCUGGACCGACAGUUUGGUAUUCUUUCCAAGUUGACGCCGGUGUAUCAGCAGGAGGUCCUCGAUGUCAUCCGUGAGACGAUUUCUGCGACAGCUCUUAUUUAUCAACCCGAUCUGCUCGCUGAAAUCAACAACACGACGAUUGACGAAUGGAAGAUGCUUGAGGUGGACGACACGGUUCUACCGCAGCAUUUGCAGGUGCGCGCACUGCGCAUCGCCAUGCACGUGAGCGACAUUAGUCAGACGAUGAAGCCGUUUGCGAACCACAAAAAGUGGGUGUUUCGCCUUAAUGACGAGCUGUACAAGCAGGGUGAGCUGGACGCGCGGGAGCAGUUGCGCGUGAGCCCCUGGUUUUGCUUUCGCGACUCGUGGACGUUUGGAAAAUUUUUGGGCAGUCAGGUGUGCUUCCUUAAACAGAUGGCACUCCCGGCCGUCGUGGCACUUAAUGGCAUUCCCUGGCUGGAUGUAAACGAACUUGUGAACGGUAUCGAGAAGAACAUUGCCGAGUGGGAGCGGCAGGAGAUAGUCGCUGCCAAAUGA
Molecule: messenger RNA, 1503 nt
Organism: Peronospora belbahrii
Lineage: Eukaryota; Oomycota; Peronosporomycetes; Peronosporales; Peronosporaceae
Source: the annotation of a GenBank genome assembly